Messenger RNA from Anopheles marshallii, 912 nucleotides. RefSeq names its product general odorant-binding protein 45-like. Lineage: Eukaryota; Metazoa; Arthropoda; Insecta; Diptera; Culicidae. Gene Ontology annotation, biological process: sensory perception of smell. The transcript has a single exon. The coding region runs from base 1 to 912 and encodes 303 amino acids. The record is from RefSeq and is a predicted model, not a curated record. Gene Ontology annotation, molecular function: odorant binding.
AUGGUUUCCGCCCGGUUGUGUGUCGGUGCACUAGUUUCUUUAGGACUGGCGGGGGCUUUUGGGUUUAGUGAACACAGCAGAAUCGAAACUAGUCUUGUCCAGGCACAGCAUGAAUGUGUUACGUACCUGAACCUUCCGAAGCACCGCCUGUACCAGUAUCUAGUGUAUAAUUAUUCGAACGAUGCCAAAACUAAACUUAUGAUCCGCUGCGUCGGUUUGAUACUGCAAUGGUGGAACUCGGAAGGAGUCCUUAACGAGCACGUCAUUGAGCAGUACUUCCUACCGGACGCUGGAGACACGACGUACCGUGAGCGAACGGCUGUCUGUGUCGAGACUAAAGCACCGGAAGGUGAUGCACUGUGCAGCAGAGCGUUUGAAACGUUCCAGUGCUACCUGCAGCAGUACGGCGAGCUUAUUCACUGUCCCAAGGUGGUACCUCUGAGUGACGAGCGGCUUGCCGAAACCAUGCACUUCUGUCUGGACGUGUUGAGUUUGCCGCUGUCGUACUUCGAGAACUGUACCAGCUCGGCUGAAUUGUUCCUCGCCACAGACCAGUCCCGUUGCCUGCUGCGCUGUUUCGUCAUCCGGGCGGGACUUUAUUCGGACCAACACGGACCUUUUGCGGAACGAUUCAGGCUACAGUUCGGUCCACUCAAAGCGGACGUCUUCGACAAUGAUCUGGAAGGUGACUACUGUGUGACUCGGUUGCGCCGCGAAGGAUAUGACGAAUGUUCGUUGGCGGCACGGUCUCUUUACGAGUGUUACUACUUCGCGGACACCCUUCUUCCGACCUUCGAGCGCAUAAUACCCAUUCUACAGUUAGUCAUGUUGUCUACAUUGGACGAUUCAUCCGAAGAGGAGGGGAUUGAUACAAGUUAUUGUUCAACAAACAAAAUAAAACAAUGCGAAUAG